CUUCUCUCAACUCUAAACUCUCAACCGCUUAUAAAUACACACCAACCACCUCUGCUUGUAACCCCCAAAGAAAAAACACCACACUAAAAACCAACAUCAGGAAAUGUGUGAAAGCUUCAAACGCCAGUACCAACUUUGCGACGAGAUCGGUCGAGGACGUUUCGGCGUCGUUUUUCGUUGUUUUUCACCUUCAUCUCAUACAUCUUUUGCUGUUAAAUCCAUCGAUAAGCGUCUCCUUUUAGACGACGAAACUGACCGUGAAUGUCUCGAUAAAGAACCUAAAAUCCUUCAGAUUCUCUCUCCUCAUCCUAACAUUCUUCAGAUCCAUGAUAUCUUUGAUUCUGACUCUCAUCUUUUGAUUGUCACUGAUCUUUGCCAAGAAUCUACACUUUAUGAUCGAGUUGUUUCUGCUGGUCCUUUUUCUGAAACCGACGCUUGUUCUGUUUUUACUCAGCUUAUCGACGCUCUCGCUCACUGUCACCGCAACUACAUCUGUCACAGGGAUGUGAAGCCAGAUAAUAUUCUAUUUGACUCAAGAAACAGGGUAAAGUUGUGUGAUUUUGGGUCAGCAGAGUGGUUUGGAGGAGUAGAAGGAAGAGAGAGAAUGAAUGGUAUAGUAGGAACACCAUAUUAUGUAGCACCAGAAGUAUUAGCUGGAAGAGAAUACAAUGAAAAGAUAGAUGUAUGGAGUGCUGGUGUUAUCUUGUAUAUUAUGCUUGGUGGUGUUCCUCCGUUUUAUGGUGACACUGUUGAAGACACUUUUGCAGCUGUUCUUCGUGGUAAUCUUAGAUUUCCCACUAAAAUUUUCAGGUCUAUUUCUCCUGAAGCUAAGGAUUUGAUGAGGAAGAUGCUUUCUAAAGAUGUUUCCAGAAGGUUUUCUGCUGAACAAGUCCUCCGGCACCCAUGGGUAACAAGUGGAGGAAUGACAAGCACAAUGAAUGACAUGAGUUGAAGUUCUAACCAAAAGUACAAAAAUUUUCUGUAAUUUGGAGUUGUUGUAACUUGUAAAUAGGAGAAGAUAAAGUGGGAUCAAGAUGAAAUUCCUAGAGGAUGGAUUGUUCCAGAUUCUCCAAAUAUAUUUCUCUGAUCCCAAAUUUUGAAGACUUAAAAAAAAAAAAACCAGAAAAAAAAAGAAGUCUUUAAAAAAAAAACCAUAAAAAAAUGAUUUGAAAGCUUCUCCUGCUUAUCUAUGAAGAAGAGAAGAAUCUUUGAAGUUGAAGACAAGAUUGGCACCAUUUUUUCUACCUGGUGUGGUCUCUAUUAGUUUAGUGAUAUGAGCAGUAUGUUAAAAAAUAUGAAAAGAAAAGUUGAUUUCUCUUUUUUCUUUUUUUAAUUACUUUGUUUAAUCGGCAAGAAAGAGUUUAUUAAGGAUGUAGAUAUUAAGUAGGUAGACGUGGAAUAAUGUUUAGGCCUCCACUUAAUCACUAAGUUUCCCAUUUUGCCCCUUUUUUUUUGUAGAGAGUAUAUGGAGGCAAAUGUGAGAGAUUUUCUUUUUAGUAAGUGUAUCUUGUGGAUGUAAUGAAAUAUGCCUAAUUUUCAAUAUAAUUUUGUACUAUAAGUACUUUUGUGGUCCA
Molecule: messenger RNA, 1574 nt
Organism: Beta vulgaris subsp. vulgaris (sugar beet)
Lineage: Eukaryota; Viridiplantae; Streptophyta; Magnoliopsida; Caryophyllales; Amaranthaceae
Product: phosphoenolpyruvate carboxylase kinase 2
Exons: 3
Coding region: 104-952 (282 amino acids)
Biological process (GO): intracellular signal transduction; peptidyl-serine phosphorylation; protein autophosphorylation
Cellular component (GO): cytoplasm; nucleus
Molecular function (GO): calcium/calmodulin-dependent protein kinase activity; ATP binding; calmodulin binding
Source: RefSeq, a predicted model, not a curated record